Molecule: messenger RNA, 869 nt
Organism: Schistocerca nitens (vagrant locust)
Lineage: Eukaryota; Metazoa; Arthropoda; Insecta; Orthoptera; Acrididae
Product: endocuticle structural glycoprotein ABD-4-like
Exons: 3
Coding region: 146-559 (137 amino acids)
Cellular component (GO): chitin-based extracellular matrix
Molecular function (GO): structural constituent of chitin-based larval cuticle
Source: RefSeq, a predicted model, not a curated record
ACAACUUCGUUGUUUGCCUUUUUUUUUAUUGCAGUAGAGGUGGACGAUUCGGUGGCGCGGGUGGGUAUAAAUACGUUACACAUCCCGACACUCCACCAGUCCGGCUCACGGUACGAACCUGAAAGCAACAACUACCAGCAUAACCAUGUACAAACUGUUGGUGCUGUCUGCCCUCGUGGCCGUGGCGAUGGGAGCCGUUGCGGAGAUUGCCAAGGACGUCGUUCCCAUCGUCAAGCAAGAAAACGUCAUCAGCCCCGAAGGAAACUUCCACUACUUGUUCGAGUCCGGCGACGGCACCCGCGCCGAGGAGGACGGCACGCUGGUGAAGUCGCAGGACCCCAAGGAGCCCGACACGAUCGCGGUGCGCGGCAGCGUGUCCUACACGGCGCCCGACGGCACGCCCGUGCAGCUCACCUACACGGCCGACGAGAACGGCUUCCGGCCUGAAGGCGCCCACAUCCCCGUGGCGCCGCCGGUGCCGGAGGCGAUCGCGCGCGCCCUCCAGUACAUCGCCGAGCACCCGCCCCCGCCAGAGGUGGUCGCCGCCAGGAAGCAGUAAGAGACGUCGCUGACCCUCUGGCGGCACCGGCGCUCCUGGCCGCGUCGCCCAGGAUGGCACCCGUCGCACGGUUCCCCUGAGCACUGCCCGACAGGGCAGCCUCUCCGUCACCCCACUACUUCGACGACGACCCAUCGCUCUGAACUCUGUCCGCUGGCCGCCGUGCGGCCAGUCCCCCCGUCUCUGUAACGUUUUCCCCGCCGCAGUCCCUCGUCUAUCCACAGUCCCCUCCCAAACUCUUCAGCAAGCUUUUAUUGUAAUUUUUGUAUAUCGCAACUGUAUAAUAAAAGCGCAUGUAUAUACAUCAAAA